CUCUCUCCCAAAUCCCCAAAGGUGAGCUGGAGGGGUCUUCGCUCGCCUCGGCCUCCCCUGCCCUCUCGCCCCCGUGCACUCUGCAGCCGGCUGGCUCCCCCGCGCGCCCGCCAUCGGCUGCAGGCGGGUAGCAAAGCGCAGCCUGGCGGAGCCGGCCCGAGCGACUGUCGAGCAGCUGUCUCCCCCGGCCCCCUCCCCGCUCCGCCGACGCCGCCUGGCCCGCGGCCGCGCCUCCCCUGCGCCGGCUCCCCGCCCCCCCCUCCCCUCCGCCCGCGCGCUCGGCUCCGCCAGCGUCGCGCACCCCUCGCCGCAGCUGCCGGGAGCGGACGCGGGAGGGCGGCUGGGGUCUGCGCGCAGGGUCCCCGCUGCUCCCCGCGGCCCUUUGUCCCCGCACCCCCGCGGGGCGAGCGCGGCUCGGGGCGUCGCGCUGGCCGGAGGCUCUUACACGCGCCCGAGAGCCUCGGGUCCCCCGGUCAUGACAAGGAGCCUCCGUCUUUAGGACUACCAGCCAGACUCCCAGAAAUCAUGUUGGUAGGGUCCCAGUCCUUCUCACCUGGGGGACCCAAUGGGAUCAUCAGAAGCCAGUCCUUUGCGGGGUUCAGCGGCCUUCAGGAGAGGCGAUCCAGAUGUAACUCCUUUAUCGAAAAUCCCUCUGCUCUCAAGAAGCCUCAGGCCAAACUGAAGAAAAUGCACAAUUUAGGACACAAAAACAAUAACCCUCCCAAAGAGCCUCAGCCUAAGAGGGUAGAAGAGGUCGUCAGAGCCUUGAAAAAUGGACUUGACGAGUAUCUGGAGGUUCACCAGACGGAGUUGGACAAGUUGACAGCUCAGUUAAAAGAUAUGAGAAGGAACUCUCGCCUGGGUGUCCUGUAUGACCUAGACAAGCAAAUUAAAACGAUUGAAAGAUACAUGAGACGCCUGGAGUUUCACAUCAGUAAGGUGGAUGAACUCUACGAAGCUUACUGUAUCCAAAGACGCCUCCAAGACGGUGCCAGCAAAAUGAAGCAAGCCUUCGCAGCCUCCCCAGCCAGCAGAGCUGCCCGGGAGAGUCUGUCCGAGAUCAGUCGCAGCUACAGGGAGUACACGGAGAACAUGUGUGCCAUUGAAGCAGAGCUGGAGAAUCUGCUGGGGGAAUUCUCCAUCAAGAUGAAAGGUCUGGCUGGUUUUGCUCGUCUCUGUCCUGGAGAUCAGUAUGAAAUUUUCAUGAAGUACGGCCGACAGAGGUGGAAACUGAAAGGCAGAAUAGAAGCCAACGGCAAGCAGAGCUGGGACGGAGAGGAGGUCGUGUUCCUGCCACUGAUCGUCGGAUUCAUUUCCAUCAAGGUCACGGAACUCAAAGGGCUCGCCACUCACCUCCUGGUCGGCAGUGUGACCUGCGAGACCAAAGAGCUGUUUGCCGCCCGACCUCAGGUGGUGGCAGUUGACAUCAAUGACCUUGGCACCAUCAAACUGAGCCUGGAGAUCACCUGGUACCCCUUUGACGUGGAGGACAUGGCCCCGUCCUCGGGCUCCGGGAGCAAGGCCGCAGCCCUGCAGAGGAGAAUGUCCAUGUACAGCCAGGGGACCCCGGAGACGCCCACCCUGAAGGACCACUCCUUUUUCUCUAAUCUACCCGAUGACGUCUUUGAAAAUGGCAAGGCCGCUGAGGAGAAAACGCCACUGUCUCUCAGCUUCGGUGACCUGCCCAACGAGGACUGCGCCCUCACCCCGGACCCAGCGGGCUCUCUCUCCAGCGCAGGUGCAGCAAACCCCGAAAUCACCAUCACCCCCGCAGAGCUGAGCCCCAGCAGCCCGUCCUCCCACAACGAGGGCACGGAAGACUCCGGCUCGGCAUCUUCCAGAAACUCCUCGCGAGAGGGCCGGGAGGCCAAGCCGCCCCUGGAGGAGCCCCUGGCCGGGCCCAGGAGCCCCCCGGAGCGCCGAGCGGUGGCAGGUGCCGGGCCGGAGCGCCUGUUCCUGGAGAAGGAGGUGGCCGAGGCGCUCCUGCGGGAGUCCGACGAGGCGUCCGAGCUCAAGCCGGUCGAACUGGACACUUUUGAAGGAAACCUCACGAAGCAGCUGGUGAAGAGGCUGACCUCGGCCGAGGCGCCCGUGGCCGCGGACAGGCUGCUCUCCGAGGGCUCGGUCAGCGGAGAAUCCGAAGGCUGUCGAUCCUUCCUGGACGGAAGCUUGGAGGACGCCUUCAGCGGGCUUUUCCUUGCGCUGGAGCCCCACAAGGAGCAGUAUAAGGAGUUUCAGGAUCUGAACCAAGAAGUCAAGCAUUUGGAUGAUAUUCUAAAAUGUAAGCCAGCCGGAAACCGCAGCCGGUCUUCCAGUUUAAGUCUUACAGUCGAAAGUGCUUUAGAAAGCUUUGAUUUCCUGAACACCUCUGAUUUUGACGAGGAGGAGGAUGGUGAUGAGGUUUGUACUGUUGGAGGAGGCACGGACUCGGUAUUUUCAGACACUGAGACGGAGAAAAAUAGCCCUUACAGGUCGGUACACCCAGAGGCCAGGGGGCACCUGAGCGAGGCGCUGACAGAAGACACAGGAGUCGGGACCAGUGUGGCCGGAAGCCCCCUCCCCCUGACCACAGGAAAUGAGAGCCUGGACAUCACCAUUGUCAGGCACCUUCAGUAUUGCACCCAACUCGUUCAGCAAAUUGUUUUCUCAAGCAAAACCCCAUUUGUGGCGAGCAACCUCUUGGAGAAGCUUUCUCGGCAAGUCCAGGUGAUGGAGAAACUGUCAGCCGUCAGCGAUGAGAACAUAGGGAACAUCAGUUCUGUCAUUGAAGCCAUCCCAGAAUUUCACAAAAAGCUGUCUUUGCUGUCAUUCUGGACGAGGUGCUGCAGCCCGGUGGGGGUCUACCACAGCUCGGCUGACAGAGUGAUGAAGCAGCUGGAAGCCAGCUUUGCCAGAACCGUCAACAGAGAAUAUCCAGGACUCGCAGACCCAGUGUUUCGAACACUGGUGUCCCAAAUCCUGGACCAGGCUGAGCCUCUGCUCCCCUCCAGCCUCUCUUCGGAGGUCAUCACCGUUUUCCAAUAUUACGGUUACUUCACCAGCCAUGGUGUGAGCGACCUAGAGAGCUACUUGAACCAGCUGGCCAAGCAAGUUUCCUUGAUUCAGACCCUGCAGUCGCUGAGAGAUGAGAAACUGCUCCAGGCCAUGAGUGACCUUGCACCCGGCAGCCUCUCAGCCCAGCAGGAAGUACUCGGGACUCUGGCUGUGCUGCUGACUGGCGAUGACCAGGAAGCCCGUGAGGCUGUGAUGCUGUACUUGACCGCAGCCUCCAGAAACGAGCACUUCAGGGAAAAGGCCUUGCUGUAUUACUGUGAGGCACUGACAAAGGCAAACCCCCAGCUCCAGAGGGCAGCCUGCCUGGCCCUGAAAAGCUUGCAGGCCACCGAAAGCAUUAAGAUGCUGGUGACUUUGUGUCAGUGCGACACGGAGGAAAUCAGAAACGUGGCCUCGGAGACCCUCUUGUCUCUCGGAGAAGAUGGGCGGCUGGCGUACGAACAGCUGGACAAAUUUCCUCGAGACCGUGUUAACGCCGGAGGGCGUCAUGGGGCUGAAGUUGCCACGGCCUUUUAAUGAGCUCUGCCCAACAGCCAUCUUAAUAAAUGGCCCUGUUCAUCAAGAUGGUGCUGGGAUUUAGCGGGCGUGUUUAAACCUUGAAGAGUUCUGCUGAGGUUGUCUGGAAAUUUAACACGUCAUAGAAGUCAAAGUCGAGAGUCAUAGUACCUAUCUACUUUUCCUUUGGCCGAUAGAAUAGGGCCAAUAUGACUCCGUAGAUGACGGUGUCAAUUGCGUCUGACGAUACUUGGUAGAAGCGUCCAUCUUAUCUCGUAUGUAUGGAAUUUUAAAACAGCCAUCUUUGUACUUUUUUGGAAGUUCUUCUCUAAGCCUAAAAUCGUCACAUGAUACUUUGACGACUAUCACACGCCUUGCGGUGUCUCCCCGUCGUGUCCUGAGGGUUGAGGGGCCCCACCAGCUACCUAAUUUUACCUUAAAUGCAAAGCACAAAAAAGAAUUUCUUCGAAUAACAGUUUGCCCGCGGAACUCGGUAAAAUGACACAUUGUAAGAGUUUAAAUUUUUUUUUAACUUCAUUUUUUUUCCAAGCCUCCAUUACUUUUUUUGUUUCUUUUCUCCAUCCUGACCAUUCCCAAAGCAGGUUCCGUGAUGGAUAAAAGACAGGUUGAUGUCUAAGAUGAUACCCGUACUCAUUAAAAAAAGACAUUCGAAGUUGAAGCUUUUUUGAACACGAGCCAUUUUUUUUUUUUAUGAUACUUUUACAACAGAGGUAUUUUGCUGCUAAGACAAAUCAAAACAAAAACUCAUGGAAUCAGAAAGCUGUGAUGCUCUUUGGGGUCGUAGAACUGGGCACUUGGAGGAAUCUUAAUGGGGCGGGAGCAGAAGGAGAUUCACAAGUGGUCCUUGCUUCUACAGGAAUUACCAUGAGAUUAGGAGGAAGAAUGUCCCGAGGGAGGAGGCACAAGAGACAGUUACUGCCCCAGAGAAAUCACUUGUCACUGGGUGGGAUCUCUUGGCCAAAUAGUUAAAACAACAGCUCCCCUUACUGUUUCUGUAUCAGGGGAGCAAUUCCACUAAAUAAAGUACAAGACCACUAGAUAGCUCGUACUAACUUUCCUUCCUCUUAAGAGUAUACACGGUGGGAUAUGCCAAGAUAUCAAAAUAAAAUGUGUGAGUGUGAUUUCAACCGUGGAAUAUCAACUGUAUUCUGGAUGUGUUCGUAUCAAAUAUUUAGGUGUCGUUUUAAAUAUUUACAUUUUAGCAAGACCUUUAAGAACAACUCUUAAUCCGUUUUAAAGUAAGAAUUGUUUGCCAGACUUCCUGGCGAAUAGUUCUUUCAACUGUGAAGUUAUAAUGUGUAUAUAUAUUUGUAUAUUUAUAAAUAUUAUAUAUAUGCAUAUAUCCUUCAUUUUAAAGGUACAUUGUACAGUCUGUAGUUUAGCAUGUAUAGUCUGUAGCCUAUAGUCUCUGUUAGAUGGUUGAUUCUUUUUGUAGAAAGUCAAAUCACAAAUGUUACAGAGUUUUUUGUUAGUCUUGCUUUCGUUUUCUAAUUUUUUGAAUAUUGCAUGAGUAAUUAAUUACGUACUUUUGUAUUCAUUUCUGCAUUUUAUUUUCACUCAGAGGGGGUGCCUUUAGUCUCGUGGCAUUUGUAUCCAUCACUCUUUCAAUCAUGUAAGUUAAAAUAAAAAUUAUUUUUGAAUUGUUA
Acinonyx jubatus (cheetah) is the source of this 5216-nucleotide messenger RNA. RefSeq names its product RHO family interacting cell polarization regulator 2 (gene RIPOR2). Bases 526 to 3570 code for a protein of 1014 amino acids. The record is from RefSeq and is a predicted model, not a curated record. Lineage: Eukaryota; Metazoa; Chordata; Mammalia; Carnivora; Felidae. The transcript is spliced from 22 exons.